Spea bombifrons (plains spadefoot toad) is the source of this 464-nucleotide messenger RNA. RefSeq names its product small nuclear ribonucleoprotein polypeptide F (gene SNRPF). Lineage: Eukaryota; Metazoa; Chordata; Amphibia; Anura; Pelobatidae. Gene Ontology annotation, cellular component: catalytic step 2 spliceosome; U1 snRNP. The record is from RefSeq and is a predicted model, not a curated record. The coding region runs from base 145 to 405 and encodes 86 amino acids. Gene Ontology annotation, molecular function: RNA binding. The transcript has 4 exons. Gene Ontology annotation, biological process: spliceosomal snRNP assembly; mRNA splicing, via spliceosome.
CUCUAUUUCCAUUUUCGCGCCUCUCUCGUCGCCCUCGGCGUCCAUUUCCCUUUCUGCUCCCGUGGUGUGUUCGGUAGGACGCUCCGGGGAGGAAUUUUUUGUUACUUGUGACCGCAGUCGGUCUCGGGAUCAGCAUCGUUCAUCAUGAGUUUACCAUUGAACCCCAAACCGUUCCUCAAUGGCCUCACUGGUAAGCCAGUGAUGGUUAAGCUGAAGUGGGGGAUGGAGUAUAAGGGUUAUCUGGUGUCUGUGGAUGGAUACAUGAACAUGCAGCUUGCAAACACUGAAGAAUAUAUCGAUGGUGCGUUGUCUGGACACCUUGGUGAGGUUUUAAUAAGGUGUAACAAUGUAUUGUAUAUACGUGGUGUAGAAGAAGAGGAGGAAGAUGGCGAGAUGAGAGAAUAAAUUCAAACUAACUUGAUUUUGUACAUUUUUUGAAAAUAAACUGUACCUUUUAUUUUGAA